Messenger RNA from Grammomys surdaster, 5673 nucleotides. RefSeq names its product nuclear factor of activated T cells 5 (gene Nfat5). Bases 35 to 4681 code for a protein of 1548 amino acids. Gene Ontology annotation, cellular component: transcription regulator complex. Gene Ontology annotation, biological process: calcineurin-NFAT signaling cascade; regulation of transcription by RNA polymerase II; cytokine production. Gene Ontology annotation, molecular function: RNA polymerase II cis-regulatory region sequence-specific DNA binding; DNA-binding transcription factor activity, RNA polymerase II-specific; transcription factor binding. NCBI's taxonomy places the organism in Eukaryota, Metazoa, Chordata, Mammalia, Rodentia, Muridae. The transcript is spliced from 15 exons. The record is from RefSeq and is a predicted model, not a curated record.
CCGCUGCCCUCGGGCCGGGCUGGGUCGAGCUGCGAUGCCCUCGGACUUCAUCUCAUUGCUCAGCGCGGACCUAGACCUGGAAUCGCCCAAGUCCCUGUACUCGCGAGAUUCUCUGAAGUUACACCCAUCACAGAAUUUUCAUAGAGCUGGACUAUUGGAAGAAUCUGUCUAUGAUCUUCUCCCAAAGGAGUUACAGUUACCUCCACCUAGAGAAACAUCUGUAGCAUCAAUGAGUCAGACAAGCGGUGGUGAGGCAGGCUCGCCUCCUCCAGCUGUAGUUGCUGCUGAUGCUUCUUCAGCUCCCUCCUCUUCCUCCAUGGGCGGUGCUUGCAGCUCCUUUACCACCUCUUCCAGCCCUACCAUUUAUUCUACCUCAGUCACCGACAGCAAGGCUAUGCAAGUGGAGAGCUGCUCCUCAGCCGUGGGGGUAAGUAACAGAGGGGUAAGUGAAAAGCAGUUAACCGGUAACACAGUUCAGCAGCAUCCAUCAACCCCGAAGAGGCACACAGUUUUGUACAUCUCACCACCACCUGAGGACUUGCUGGAUAACAGUCGGAUGUCCUGCCAGGAUGAGGGGUGUGGAUUGGAAUCUGAGCAGAGCUGCAGUAUGUGGAUGGAGGAUUCCCCCUCCAACUUCAGUAACAUGAGCACCAGUUCCUACAAUGAUAACACUGAGGUACCUCGUAAAUCACGAAAACGAAAUCCAAAGCAGAGGCCGGGGGUCAAACGACGAGAUUGUGAAGAAUCUAAUAUGGAUAUAUUUGAUGCCGACAGUGCCAAAGCACCUCACUAUGUGCUUUCUCAGCUUACCACGGACAACAAAGGCAACUCAAAAGCUGGAAAUGGAACAUUAGACAACCAAAAGGGAACUGGAGUAAAGAAGAGUCCUAUGUUGUGUGGACAGUAUCCGGUUAAAAGUGAGGGGAAGGAGCUGAAGAUAGUGGUACAGCCUGAAACCCAACACCGAGCCCGGUACCUAACAGAGGGCAGCCGAGGCUCUGUAAAAGAUAGAACACAGCAAGGCUUUCCGACAGUGAAGCUGGAAGGUCAUAAUGAACCAGUAGUGUUGCAGGUAUUUGUGGGCAAUGAUUCUGGUCGAGUAAAACCACAUGGAUUCUAUCAGGCCUGUAGAGUAACUGGGCGAAAUACAACUCCCUGCAAAGAAGUGGACAUUGAAGGUACCACUGUUAUAGAAGUUGGUCUUGAUCCUAGCAACAACAUGACACUGGCGGUGGACUGUGUAGGAAUAUUGAAGCUGAGAAAUGCCGAUGUUGAAGCCAGAAUUGGAAUUGCUGGUUCUAAGAAAAAGAGCACUCGUGCCAGAUUGGUUUUUCGAGUUAAUAUCACAAGGAAGGAUGGCUCUACUCUGACAUUGCAGACACCCUCUUCCCCCAUUUUAUGCACUCAGCCAGCAGGAGUUCCUGAGAUCUUAAAGAAAAGCUUGCAUAGCUGUUCAGUGAAAGGAGAGGAAGAAGUGUUCUUAAUUGGGAAGAACUUUCUGAAAGGAACAAAAGUUAUUUUCCAGGAAAACGUUUCUGACGAAAACUCUUGGAAAUCAGAAGCUGAAAUUGACAUGGAAUUGUUCCAUCAGAACCAUCUUAUUGUGAAGGUUCCUCCAUAUCAUGACCAACAUAUAACUUUGCCUGUAUCAGUGGGAAUAUAUGUUGUGACUAAUGCUGGAAGAUCUCAUGAUGUUCAGCCAUUUACUUACACUCCAGAUCCAGCAGCUGGUGCUUUGAAUGUAAAUGUGAAAAAGGAGAUAUCUAGUCCAGCAAGACCUUGCUCUUUUGAAGAAGCCAUGAAAGCAAUGAAAACAACUGGAUGUAACGUAGAUAAGGUAACUAUUCUUCCUAAUGCCCUGAUCACUCCACUCAUAUCAAGCAGUAUGAUUAAGACUGAAGAUGUUACUCCAAUGGAAGUAACAUCAGAGAAAAGAUCUUCCCCAAUUUUUCAGACUACAAAGACAAUUGGAUCAACCCAGCAAACUUUAGAAACUAUUUCUAACAUAGCGGGAAAUGCAUCCUUUUCGUCACCGUCAUCCUCCCACUUACCUCCUGAAAAUGAAAAUCAGCAGCAGCUUCAGCCCAAGGCAUACAACCCAGAGACCCUGACAACUAUCCAAACACAAGACAUCUCACAGCCUGGGACUUUCCCAGCAGUUUCUGCUUCUAGUCAGCUGCCCAGCAGUGAUGCACUUCUGCAGCAGGCAGCACCGUUUCAGACAAGAGAAGCUCAGUCCAGAGACACAAUACAGUCAGACACAGUGGUUAACUUGUCACAGUUGACUGAGGCAUCACAGCAGCAGCAGUCCCCACUACAAGAACAAGCACAGACGUUACAGCAGCAGAUACCAUCAAAUAUUUUUCCAUCGCCAAAUAGUGUGAGCCAGCUCCAGAGCACGAUUCAGCAGCUGCAAGCGGGAAGUUUCACAGGCAGCAGUGCUGGUGGUACCAGUGGAAGUGUUGACUUGGUCCAGCAGGUUUUAGAGGCACAACAACAGUUAUCAUCUGUUCUGUUUUCUACUCCAGAUGGUAAUGAGAAUGUUCAAGAACAGCUUAAUGCAGACAUUUUCCAAGUCAGUCAAAUUCAAAGUAGUGUAAGCCCUGGAAUGUUUUCCUCGACAGAGUCUACAGUUCACACCAGACCAGAUAACUUACUACCUGGGAGGGCUGACAGUGUCCAUCAACAGACUGAAAAUACACUGUCUAAUCAGCAGCAGCAGCAGCAGCAGCAGCAGCAAGUGAUGGAGUCAUCCGCUGCAAUGGUGAUGGAGAUGCAGCAGAGCAUUUGCCAAGCAGCAGCCCAGAUUCAGUCAGAAUUAUUUCCUUCAGCUGCUUCAGCAAAUGGAAGCCUUCAGCAGUCUCCAGUUUACCAGCAGUCUUCUCACAUGAUGAGUGCACUGCCUACCAAUGAGGACAUGCAAAUGCAGUGUGAGUUGUUCUCUUCUCCCCCUGCAGUUUCUGGAAAUGAAACUUCCACAACCACCACACCGCAGGUUGCAACCUCUGGCUCUACUAUGUUUCAGACACCAAGUUCUGGAGAUGGAGAAGAAACUGGAGCGCAAGCAAAACAGAUUCAGAGCAGUGUCUUCCAAACAAUGGUCCAAAUGCAGCACAGUGGGGACAGCCAACCUCAAGUAAACCUCUUUUCAUCUACAAAAAAUAUAAUGAGUGUUCAGAAUAAUGGUACCCAGCAGCAAGGGACUAGCUUGUUCCAGCAAGGGAGCGAGAUGAUGUCGCUUCAGUCUGGGAACUUUUUGCAGCAGUCUUCUCAUUCACAGGCUCAGCUCUUUCAUCCUCAAAAUCCUAUUGCUGAUGCUCAGAACCUUUCCCAGGAAACUCAAGGCUCAAUUUUUCAUAGUCCAAAUCCUAUUGUCCACAGUCAGCCGUCCACAGCAUCCUCUGAACAACUGCAGCCUUCAAUGUUUCACUCUCAGAAUACCAUCACUGUAUUACAGGGCUCUUCAGUUCCUCAAGACCAGCAAUCACCCAACAUAUUUCUUUCCCAAAGUUCUAUCAAUAAUCUUCAGACUAACACAGUAGCCCAAGAAGAGCAGAUUUCAUUUUUUGCAGCACAGAACUCAAUCUCUCCACUUCAGUCAACAUCAAACACUGAGCAGCAAGCUGCUUUUCAACAGCAGCCUCCAAUCUCGCACAUCCAGACCCCUAUUCUUUCCCAGGAACAGGCACAACCCUCUCAGCAAGGUUUAUUUCAGCCUCAGGUGGCCCUUGGCUCCCUUCCUCCUAAUCCAAUGCCGCAAAACCAACAAGGCCCAAUUUUCCAAACACAGCGCCCAAUAGUUGGCAUGCAGAGUAACUCUCCAUCCCAGGAGCAGCAACAGCAGCAACAACAGCAGCAGCAACAGCAACAGCAGCAGCAACAACAGAGCAUUUUAUUCAGUAAUCAGAAUGCCAUGGCUACAAUGGCCUCCCAGAAGCAGCCACCACCAAACAUGAUAUUUAGCCCAAACCAGACCCCGAUGGCUAGUCAGGAGCAACAGAACCAGUCAAUUUUUCACCAGCAAAGUAAUAUGGCCCCAAUGGACCAAGAGCAGCAACCCAUGCAAUUUCAGAAUCAGCCUACUGUUUCCUCACUUCAGAACCCAGGUCCUACGCAGUCUGAGUCACCACAGACCUCCUUGUUUCAUAGCUCUCCUCAGAUCCAGUUGGUUCAAGGGUCACCUAGUUCUCAAGAGCAGCAAGUAACCCUCUUCCUCUCUCCAGCAUCCAUGUCUGCAUUGCAAACCAGUAUAAGCCAACCAGAUAUGCAGCAGUCUCCUCUUUAUUCCCCGCAGAGCAACAUCCCUGGAAUCCAAGGAAGCACUUCUUCACCCCAGCCACAGGCUACUCUAUUUCACAACACUACAGGAGGCACAAUAAACCAACUACAAAAUUCUCCUGGCUCAUCCCAGCAGACUUCAGGAAUGUUCUUAUUUGGCAUUCAAAAUAAUUGUAGUCAGCUUUUAACAUCUGGACCAGCUACAUUGCCAGAUCAGCUGAUGGCCAUAAAUCAGCCAGGCCAACCACAAAAUGAGGGCCAAUCUUCUGUGACACUUCUUUCUCAGCAAAUGCCAGAGACUUCCCCACUGGCCUCCUCUGUGAAUAGCAGUCAGAACAUGGAAAAGAUUGAUUUGCUUGUUUCAUUGCAAAGCCAAGGGAACAAUUUAACCGGCUCCUUUUAGUGAGAUAUAAAUUCCAUGAAGUAAGUUAUGGUGAUUCCGAGAUGUCCUGGGAGCUUGUAGUUCCAUGAAGAUUAUUGAACUAUUAUGAAGAACUAUGUUUGAGUAAAUGGAUAGAUUUCCCAGCUGUAAGAAUGUGCUGCCUGUUGCAGUGAUUUGCCACCAAUGUGCUUUUUGUUUCUAGUAACAGUGAUGACUGAGAGACUGUUUGAUUUUCCAGCUGACAGAAUUGUUGCUUUUGUCCUCCGUUUUUAAAUGCAAGGCUGGGCCUCUCAGUUAUUACUGCUAUUAGGAAAUCAUAUUUGUCAUGUUUACUUACAUUCUUACUUCCUUUCCUGCAUUAUUUUAGUCAAGUAGUGGCUUAGGACAAAGUAAAGUUCAGUAAUGACUAAGGCUGUGCUUUUGUUGAUGUCAAAAAAACAUGGCUGUUGGCCAUAGUGAAGGAGUUUCUUUCAAUUGUCAUGGAGGAACUAAAGGAGUAAUUUACUGAAAAGAAGCUGUAUUAAGAACUCUGCAGAUACGAGGACUCCUCCUCCUCACACACACACAAGCAGAUGAUGUGCUUACAAAAUGGGCACAGCUGGUGUCUUACUGAGCUCAGUUUUCAGAGAGUUGUUAGUAUUUCUACUAAGGGAUUUAGCCAUAACUGCAUAAAAAUAUUUUGUUCUAUGAAAAUGAAGGGGGUAAUAUAUGACGUGUUACGUUCUCAUAUUCUCCUCCAGUAGCUUAAACUGACAGUACUUUGAGCCUGUUUUCUUCUUACCUAGCGCUAGGCUAGUAUUCCCUUCUUAUGUGCAUCACCUGUACUGUUGUCCGCAUUCUGUCUUUGUAGUUUUAUUACUAUUCUACUGGCUUUAUGACCCUGUAGUAAUUAGAGAAGGCAGCCAAGUUGAUCCAGUGACCUGGCAGUCAGCAGCACAGGGCCAGGAAUACUCCUUUAGGAGUUAAUUGGGAUUUGAUUCCUGGGAAAAAUCAGUUCUCUGUUUGUUUUGUUU